Messenger RNA from Psammomys obesus (fat sand rat), 4491 nucleotides. RefSeq names its product OTU deubiquitinase 7A (gene Otud7a). Lineage: Eukaryota; Metazoa; Chordata; Mammalia; Rodentia; Muridae. Gene Ontology annotation, cellular component: cytoplasm; nucleus. Bases 375 to 2927 code for a protein of 850 amino acids. Gene Ontology annotation, biological process: protein K48-linked deubiquitination; protein K11-linked deubiquitination; protein deubiquitination involved in ubiquitin-dependent protein catabolic process. The record is from RefSeq and is a predicted model, not a curated record. The transcript has 15 exons. Gene Ontology annotation, molecular function: zinc ion binding; cysteine-type deubiquitinase activity; K63-linked polyubiquitin modification-dependent protein binding.
GCCCGGGUGCCGCGCGGCAGCUGGGGAGGGGGCCGCGGCUGGGCGCGAGCGGAACAGCUGAUCUGGUUUUCCCCGAAGCCAGGGAAGAUGGAAGUCGGCUAGCGGCGACUGCGGCGCUGCGGGCGGACCGGCGGGCGGCGCGGCAGAGUUUUCAGGAGCUAACUGGGCUCUUGCACCUCCCCUGUGGCAGCAAUGGACCAUUUCCAGCAGAGGAGGUGCCAUGCUGACCCAAAUGCCUGAAAGCCGCUCUCCUCCUGAGAACAAGGAGUCUGAAAAGUGGCAGUGACAGAAGAGGAGAGUCUUGCGGCUGAAGCUGUGGUGCAUGAGGCAAAGGAAGAAGGAGUCUCCUAACUGGUACCACAUACAUCAGAUGGAUGGUCUCUAGCCUGAUUGCAAACCCGCCCUCGGCUGAGUGCUGGGCAGCACUUCUACAUGACCCUAUGACGCUUGAUAUGGACGCAGUCCUGUCAGACUUUGUUCGGUCCACGGGGGCAGAACCUGGUCUGGCCAGAGACCUGCUGGAAGGCAAGAACUGGGACCUGACAGCUGCUCUAAGCGACUAUGAGCAACUCCGACAGGUGCACACAGCCAACCUGCCACAUGUGUUCAACGAAGGGAGGUGCGCCAAGCAGCCGGAGCGAGAACUGCCCCAGCCUGGGCACAAGGUGGAGCGGCCCUGCCUGCAGAGGCAGGACGAUAUUGCCCAAGAGAAGCGACUUUCCCGGGGAAUUUCCCAUGCCAGCUCGGCCAUCGUCUCCCUCGCCCGAUCCCACGUGGCGAAUGAAUGCAGCAACGAGCAGUUCCCCCUGGAGAUGCCCAUCUACACGUUCCAGCUGCCGGACCUGAGUGUGUACAGCGAGGACUUCAGGAGCUUCAUCGAGCGGGAUUUGAUCGAGCAGGCCACCAUGGUGGCUCUGGAGCAAGCAGGUCGCCUGAACUGGUGGUCGACUGUGUGCACGAGCUGUAAAAAGCUUCUUCCUUUGGCCACAACCGGGGAUGGGAACUGCCUCUUACACGCCGCCUCACUGGGAAUGUGGGGCUUUCAUGACCGGGACCUGGUUCUGCGGAAAGCUCUCUACACCAUGAUGAGGACUGGUGCUGAGCGGGAAGCCCUGAAGCGGAGGUGGAGGUGGCAGCAGACACAACAGAACAAGGAGUCAGGGCUGGUGUACACCGAGGAGGAGUGGGAGCGGGAGUGGACAGAGCUGCUAAAACUGGCCUCCAGCGAGCCUCGAACACACUUCAGCAAGAACGGCAGCGGCACAGGUGGUGGUGUGGACAACGCUGAGGACCCUGUGUAUGAAAGCCUGGAAGAAUUCCAUGUCUUCGUCCUAGCCCACAUACUACGGAGACCCAUCGUGGUGGUGGCAGACACCAUGCUAAGGGACUCCGGUGGAGAAGCAUUUGCACCCAUCCCAUUUGGAGGGAUCUACCUGCCCUUGGAGGUGCCUCCCAACAGGUGCCACUGCUCACCCCUGGUUCUGGCCUACGACCAAGCGCACUUCUCGGCCCUUGUGUCCAUGGAACAGAGAGACCAACAGAGAGAACAAGCUGUGAUCCCUCUAACGGACUCGGAGCACAAGCUGCUGCCCCUGCACUUUGCGGUGGACCCGGGGAAAGACUGGGAGUGGGGGAAAGACGACAACGACAAUGCCCGGCUAGCCCACCUCAUCCUGUCCCUAGAAGCCAAGCUGAACCUUCUACACAGCUACAUGAAUGUGACGUGGAUUCGCAUCCCCUCAGAGACCCGGGCUCCCCUUGCACAGCCAGAGUCUCCAACAGCCUCGGCAGGGGAGGAUGUGCAGUCCCUGGCGGAAUCGCUGGACUCGGACCGCGAUUCUGUGUGCAGCAAUUCAAACAGCAAUAAUGGCAAGAACGGUAAGGACAAGGAGAAGGAGAAACAGCGCAAGGAUAAGGACAAGACACGCGCGGACUCCGUGGCCAACAAGCUGGGCAGCUUCAGCAAGACGCUGGGCAUCAAGCUGAAGAAAAAUAUGGGGGGACUUGGCGGCCUGGUGCACGGUAAGAUGGGUCGUGCCAACUCCGCCAAUGGCAAGAACGGCGACAGCGCCGAGCGCAGCAAGGAGAAAAAGUCCAAGUCGCGAAAGGGCAGCAAAGAGGAAUCGGGAGCGUCAGCUAGCACCUCGCCGUCGGAGAAGACGACGCCGUCGCCCACGGACAAGGCGGCGGGCACGUCGCCCAACGACAAGGGCAGCGGGUCCAAAGGCGACGCCUGGAAGUACAGCACGGACGUGAAGCUGAGCCUCAACAUCCUGCGCGCCGCCAUGCAGGGCGAGCGCAAAUUCAUCUUCGCCGGCCUGCUGCUCACCAGCCACCGGCAUCAGUUCCACGAGGAGAUGAUCGGCUACUACCUGACCAGCGCGCAGGAGCGCUUCAGCGCGGAGCAGGAACAGCGGCGCCGGGACGCCGCGGCCGCCGCCGCCGCCGCCACCGCCACCGCCAUCGCCACGGCCAAGCGGCCGGCGCGCAGGCCCGAGGCGGCGGCCCGGGACGAGGCGUGCGCGCCGGCCGUGGGCGCGCUGCGGCCGUGCGCCACCUACCCGCAGCAGAACCGCUCGCUGUGGUCGCAGAGCUACAGCCCGGCGCGCGGCGCGCUGCGCACGGUCAACACGGUGGAGUCGCUGGCGCCCGGGGGAGCGGACGCCCCGGGCCCCGCGGAACCCAAGUCGCAGACCUACAGCAACGGCUUCGGCGCGGCCCGCGACGGGCUGGAGUUCGCCGACGCCGAGCCGCCGGCCGCGCGCUCGAACACUGAGGGCGGCCGAGGAGGCCCCGGGCCCGCGCAGCGGCGCUGCCAGCGGGAGAACUGCGCGUUCUACGGGCGCGCGGAGACCGAGCACUUCUGCUCUUACUGCUACCGCGAGGAGCUGCGGCGGCGGCGCGAGGCGCGCGCGGCGCGGCCCUGAGCCGCCCGGGACUGCUUUUCCAUCCCGUGGGUCUUUUUUACUUGCUCUGGGCAGCCGAAGGGCCGGCGCCUCCUCGGUCAGUGCCGUGUACGUGUUUGGUCAAACGUUCCUAAUGGUGCCUGAACCUACACUGAUGCCACUCAGGUAGCAGACGGAUAGGAAACAAGUCAUACUGUUGGAAGUGGGUGUGCUAGCCUAGCAUCUGCCUCGUACCUGUGGAAACUCAAUAGCCAUUGCAAGAGUAUUUUUGUUCCUCUAUACGAGAAAUAAAGAAAAUCGCAGCCCUUUGUUUUUAGAAGGGAGUGUUUUACAUGCUUUUUUUUUUUUUUUUUCCUAACCUAGGGACUGACCUCUUCCAAGUAGCGGUCAUUUGCGUGCGAUUGGUAGCACGCGGGGUUUAGAAGCAAACGCACAGCCAGCCCUGCUCUCACCUGCUUCCCACCUGGGUCCCUGGAGACCUCCAGCAGGCACCUUGCUACCCGCUGACGCUGGCCCCUUAGGACUCCCCAGCUCCAUCUCAUAAGCAGACCCUCCUCCCAAGGCCCCCUGGCUCGAGCAACAUUCACACUGCCAUCCAAGCCGCGGGCGACCACAGAAUGGGCACCGGACAACCUACCUCUCAGGGCACGGCGAGGUGUAGCGAUCGCUCCCAGUGCCGGGCAGCUCAGGUGACAGGGGCUUCCCAGAGACGCUUGGGAUGCAAAGAAGCAGGGUCCUGAACUUACAAUCGGAUCGGCCCACCCAUGAGCCAGCAUGACAGGCUGCUCAUGUCUCCUUUGAAGACGUAUGUACAGUGGACUCUUGACGGAGGGCCCCUUAGGAGGUGAUAUCACAUCCGUGCCCCAGAGGAGGGGACAGAAUUGACCCCUUGGUCACUGUGUCAGCCCCCGUUGGGCUGCUUUGAACCCAGCCUGGCCUCCUUCCAUAGGGUAGGGGCUGAGAGGCUGGGAGGGAAAGAAACCACUCCUCCCCCACCUGCGUCUGUCAGGGUUCAGCCAGGUUAAAGGGCUCUCUGCUGGUGGAGACCCUUCCCAGGGCGGGUGGCCCUGCUCCUGGCUCCAUGCCACAUCGAGGGAGCAGCCCAGUCUCUGAACAGUCUCCUUUUUGGUGCCUCCUACAUUUCUUGAGGAAAAUUUAAAAAAUAAUAAUGUGUCCUUAGCUACCCUGUUUUGAGCAGCAAUAUGCAGCCUUUCCUUCCAAGAUUACCUCUGCAGACCACUGUUCUUGGCCAAGGACACUGAGGAGCUAGUCCUCACUAAAGAGCUAGCUUGCUUCCAGGAAUUAUGGGUAAGAUGGGUAAAAUCCUCACUAACAAAGCCACACAUUCAUACCUGUGAGAGCUUUAGACUAGCCCCUGAAGACCCUAAAACAGGAGAAAGCACCUGCUUAUCCUCAGAAAGUUCGGGAACUGGGUCACACCUUCCCUGGAGCCAGCCUCUCCCUCUGAAAGGAUGCUUCAUCCCCGUGACACCCAGAGCAGCAAAAGCAAAAAUUAAAAUUUUCAAAAGAUGGGGAGGGAAUUUUUUUUUUACUUGUUUGGAAAAUGAUAAUAAAAUAACUGAGU